Molecule: messenger RNA, 1696 nt
Organism: Carassius carassius (crucian carp)
Lineage: Eukaryota; Metazoa; Chordata; Actinopteri; Cypriniformes; Cyprinidae
Exons: 2
Coding region: 82-1242 (386 amino acids)
Source: RefSeq, a predicted model, not a curated record
CUCGUGGCCACGAGUUUUGUGUUGGAAGUAACUAUUUGAACGAUACCCUAGUAACCACUGCAGCUGAGAUGAGAUGUAAAGAUGGAGAUGACUGAUGAAAUAACGUUUUACUUUGAAUUAGGAAUGUCAUAUAAAGACAUAGUGCGGUCUCUUGAUUUAAAACACGGGUACAUUAUAAGUGAAAGGCAAGUAAAGCGCAUUCUUAAGUUUAACGGGCUUUGCCGUCGGAAAUUUGCUGACUUGAAUCAAGUUCUCGAAUUCAUCAUUAACCAGCUGAACGGUCCUGGACGCCUCCAUGGAUACCGCUGGAUGCAUAAAAAAUGCCUCAAAAAUGGUAUACAUGCACGAAAAGAAGAUGUUCGAAUAAUUUUGAAAGAGCUGGAUCCAGAAAGUGUAUUACUUCGUCGUCGACGCCGACUUCAUCGUCGGCAGUAUUUUUCUCAAGGUCCCAAUUAUAUUUGGCAUGUAGAUUCGUAUGAUAAACUAUCACCAUAUGGAAUCUGUAUCAACGGUUGCAUAGAUGGAUAUUCUCGUCGAAUCAUCUGGCUAAAGGCAGCACACACAAACAGCAACCCUCAAGUCAUUGCCGGUUACUUCGUGGAGAGUGUACUGCAAACUGGAGGAUGUCCACGAAUUGUGAGAUGCGACCUGGGAACAGAGAAUGUGAUCAUGCGUGACAUACAGAUGUUCUUCAGACGAAAUGAUGGUGAUGAGCGAGCAGGGCCCCGCAGCUGCAUCACUGGCGUCAGUUCAGCAAACCAAAGAAUCGAAAGUUGGUGGGGACUGAUGCGCAAAGAAGGGAUUGAAUUCUGGAUACAGUUUUUUGGAGAACUGAAAGACGAGGGACUGUUUUCUGGAGAUUUUCUGGAUAAAGCUUUGUUGCAGCUGUGUUUUCGGAAUAUUAUUCAGGAGGAAUUGAAUGAGAUUGCUGCUGUUUGGAAUGCCCACCGGAUUCGACCUUCAGCAAACUGCAGUGUUCCUUGCGGGAUCCCAAAUAUCAUGUUCAUGGCACCUCAACUAUGGGGAACAGAAGACUGUAUUGUAGAGCAGGACAGUGAUGAUCUACAAACAGCCCAAGAGGCAUGCUUGUUCCUGACGGCAGUGCCUUGUGAUGAAGAAGUAUUUGAUCUAUGUACAAUCGUCAUGGAGGAGCAGCAGUUAAGCUUCACCAAAGACAGACUCGAAGCAUUAGUGCUAUAUCUUGAACUCAGGGAUGCAGUCCGAUCCCAAAUAACAGAAUAACAGCCUUAAAUUGGUUGGACAAUCAUUGUAUUGAAAUUUGCAAAGUGUCUAACAGUUUUGAAAUGAUCCAUUAUCUUCCACUUUCCUCAGUGGCUUUAUCACAAAAUAAAUGUAAAUGCUUAUGCAAACUGUAAUUGCUCAUGUAGUUAUACAUGUAAACAGUUUUAACUUUCUACAGUGGUAGACAUGAUGGACUGAGCGUCAAAGUUUUCCUAAGCAGAACAAGACUGACUGUGAGCAACCUGAAUAUAUUUAAAGGGAUAGUUCACCUGAAAAUUCAGUCAUAAUUUACUCACCCUUUAACUAUUCAAUGCAUCAAUGCUAUUCGUAUGAAUUUUUUCUUCUGUUGAACACAAAAUAAGAUAUGUUGAAAAAUAAUGGGGACAACAAAAAAUCUCAUAGUUUUAGAACAAGUGUAGGGAGAGUAAAAUUAUGACAGAAUUUACAUUUUUGG